This is a messenger RNA of Drosophila eugracilis, 1292 nucleotides long. RefSeq names its product palmitoyltransferase ZDHHC3. The transcript is spliced from 4 exons. Gene Ontology annotation, biological process: peptidyl-L-cysteine S-palmitoylation; protein targeting to membrane. NCBI's taxonomy places the organism in Eukaryota, Metazoa, Arthropoda, Insecta, Diptera, Drosophilidae. The coding region runs from base 162 to 1043 and encodes 293 amino acids. Gene Ontology annotation, molecular function: protein-cysteine S-palmitoyltransferase activity. The record is from RefSeq and is a predicted model, not a curated record. Gene Ontology annotation, cellular component: endoplasmic reticulum; Golgi apparatus.
CCUCCCCCAUCGCGAAUGCCAUAUUUCUCUACGAUUGUGUUUUGUGUUCCGUGUUUCCCUUUUAUCAAACGCCUUUUGGCUAAUGGUACGCAGUCCGGUCGCGUUAUCAGGAAAUUGACGAGUCCGAUGCGUCACCUGUGCGUGUUCUGCAUCCGGACACCAUGAACUACUCGUACUCAGCUCUCUCUCCCAGUGGAAGCGGUGGAUUCGGUGGCGUUGACCAGCACAACCGAUGUUGUGGGAACAAGGCUUGGUGCGUUAAGGAUAUCUGCGGGAUUGUCUGUGUGGUCAUGACAUGGCUGCUCAUCCUGUUUGCCGAGUUCGUGGUCAUGCGGCUAAUCCUUCUGCCUAGUAACUAUACGGUCUUUAGCACCAUCAACAUGAUCGUAUUCCAGGCUCUUGCCUUCCUCGCCUUUGCCUCCCACAUACGCACAAUGCUCUCGGAUCCGGGCGCUGUACCACGAGGGAACGCCACUAAGGAGAUGAUCGAGCAGAUGGGCUACCGUGAGGGUCAGAUGUUUUACAAAUGCCCUAAGUGUUGUAGCAUAAAGCCAGAGCGGGCCCAUCACUGCUCCGUUUGUCAGCGGUGCAUCCGAAAGAUGGACCACCACUGUCCGUGGGUCAAUAAUUGUGUGGGCGAGAACAACCAGAAGUACUUUGUGCUCUUUACCUUCUAUAUAGCUUCGAUCUCCGUGCACACGCUCUUUCUGGUGCUCACCCAGUUCGCGGAGUGCGUAAAAAACGACUGGCGCACCUGUUCGCCGUAUUCUCCGCCGGCUACUAUAUUCCUGCUGCUCUUUCUCACCUUCGAGGGCCUUAUGUUCGGCAUAUUCACCAUUAUCAUGCUGGCCACUCAGCUUUCGGCUAUCCUCAACGAUCAGACGGGCAUUGAGCAAUUAAAGAAAGAGGAGGCCCGGUGGGCCAAGAAAUCUCGCCUCAAGAGCAUCCAGUCGGUGUUCGGACGUUUCUCACUAGCCUGGUUUUCGCCAUUCACGGAACCCUCGUGUCGCACAAGAUUUAACUCGCACUUCUACUCGGUCUGAGGGAAGCAUUUGGAAUUCGGAUUAGCUUAAUCGAACAAUACUAACAAACUAACGUACAAGGUAACAAGUUGCCGCCACUUGUUGCACCGCUGAGUGCAAUUUUGUAUUUUGCAAUUGCUAUUUUUCGAUCAAUUGUCAACUAUAUUUACUAUAAAUUGUAUGUAUGUGUGUUUAGGCCUAAGCCAAAGGAUUAAAUAUUCAUUGCCUUAGCCAGGUUGAGAUAUGUACUUACCUGAGAGCCCUACAAAA